AUGUCUCGACGAUAUGAUUCACGGACCACCAUCUUCUCCCCAGAGGGUCGACUCUACCAAGUCGAAUAUGCUCUUGAAGCCAUCUCACAUGCUGGUACUGCUCUCGGCAUUCUAGCCAAGGACGGCAUUGUCCUUGCCGCUGAGAGGAAGGUGACCAGCAAGCUGCUGGAGCAGGAUACCUCCGCCGAGAAGCUGUAUACCAUCAAUGAUAACAUGAUCUGCGCCGUCGCUGGUAUGAACGCCGAUGCCAACAUCCUCAUCAACUACGCACGGCAAAACGCCCAACGCUACCUCCUCACCUACAACGAAGACAUUCCCUGCGAACAGCUAGUGCGCCGGCUGUGUGACCUGAAGCAAGGAUAUACCCAACACGGUGGUCUCCGCCCGUUCGGUGUGUCGUUCAUCUACGCUGGAUGGGAUCACCUGCGCCAGUUCCAGUUGUACCAGAGCAACCCAAGUGGAAAUUACGGAGGCUGGAAGGCCACCAGCGUCGGAGCCAACAACGCCAGCGCACAGAGCCUGCUUAAGCAAGACUACAAGGAGGACUCUACUUUGCAGGAGGCCUGCGCAAUGGCUGUCAAGGUCUUGAGCAAGACGAUGGAUUCGACGAAGCUGAGUAGUGAGAAGAUCGAGUUCGCAACAGUGGGUAAGACCAAGGAUGGAAAGAUCUACCACCACCUGUGGAGCGCCGAUGAGAUUGAUGCCCUGCUGCGGGAACAAGGGCUUGCCAAGGUGGAUGACGAGCCCGAGGCUGGUGAGAUAAAAUAG
Messenger RNA from Penicillium daleae, 768 nucleotides. RefSeq names its product proteasome core particle subunit alpha 3 (gene pre9). Bases 1 to 768 code for a protein of 255 amino acids. NCBI's taxonomy places the organism in Eukaryota, Fungi, Ascomycota, Eurotiomycetes, Eurotiales, Aspergillaceae. Gene Ontology annotation, cellular component: proteasome core complex, alpha-subunit complex; nucleus; cytosol. The transcript is spliced from 4 exons. Gene Ontology annotation, biological process: ubiquitin-dependent protein catabolic process. The record is from RefSeq and is a predicted model, not a curated record.